CGUGCUAGUAUUCUAUGUUGAUAUUGAGGUUAUAAAUAUGCUUGAAAUGUUGAAAUUGAAAUAAUUAUUGAACUCAACACUGUCGUAUAGACUAUUACUUUUUUAGAAUAAUAUUUACGUAUUCUUAUACGGUAAACAUUUAGAAGUUUUAGAUUAGUGUCAAUAACUUUAUUGUGAGAAAAUGACUCUCAAAAUAAAAACCAAACAGUGAGUAUUCACAUGUAUUCUUGUAAAUUAUUCUUAUAAACAUUUAGAAGUUUUAGAUUAGUGUCAAUAACUUUAUUGUAAGAAAAUGACUCUCAAAAUAAAAACCAAACAGUUGACAGACACCAAGAAGAAGAAUAAGAUCAAGAAAAAAGACCGGGGUCGGAAGGGAGUUCACGCGAAGAAAACCUUAAAAAAAUCCAAGAUAUUGAAACAAAUUAAGAAGAUCAAUAAGAAGAAUAAACCUGGCGAGAAGGAAUUGAAUGAGAAGAAGGAGGAGUUGGGUGUGGAGAAUGUGAAGAAACCAGAUGAGAAAGUAGUGGUUGCUGAGAAGAAAGAUGAAGUGAUGAUGGAUACUAUCUACGAAACUAUGGAUAUUGAUGAGAUGGUUGAUCCCAGGAAAAGGUUUUCGACUGAAGACGAAAGAGCGCGCACCAUUUUUGUCGGCAACUUGCCGCUCAGUGUGACCCCGCGAAUUCUGAAAUACAUGUUUGCCGAAUUCGGUGACGUUGAGUCGGUGCGUAUCUCGUGUCCAGCUUUGACGCCCUCACAACUGCCGCGAAAAGUAGCGCUGCAAAAACGCGAAUUCCACAGCAAGGCGACCAAUCUGAACGGAUAUGUCAAGUUCAAGAAGGCGGACAGCGUCGCCAGUGCUUUGGCUGCUAAUGGAAAAGUGUACGAGGAGCACACGUUGAGAGUUGAUCAUAUGAUUCAGGAUGUACCAGAUUGGAAAAACGCGGUCUUCGUAGGAAAUUUGCCUUUUGUGGUGAAAGAUGAUGAGCUAAGGAACGUAUUCAAGUGCUGCGGGGAGAUAGAAAAUGUGAGGAUAAUAAGGGAUAAGGAGUAUGGCAUUAGCCGAGGAUUUGGCUAUGUUAAUUUCAAGUCUCCAGAUUCGGUUGAAUUGGCGUUGAGACUCGAAGGAUCGAAAAUAAGGAAUAGGGAAAUACGAAUUAAGAAGGCGGCCAAGAAAUUUGGAGUGAAGAAGGAACCGAUCGCAAGUGUUUCGUCGCUACCGGAGCCCAAAAAGAAGAAAGUCAAGGAUAAAAAAUCGAAGAAAGAGAAGGAGAGUUUGGCGUUCCAAGGCCGUACUGUUGCCGAUAAAGUUAUUAAGAAGAAAAAGAGCAAACAAAAAAUAUUGAAAUCGCUACAAAAGAAGAAGAUUAUAGAGAUCCUCAACAAGAAUAAGAAAAAGUUGUCAUCUUGAUCAUUUGCUGUUGUUUGGCGAGGUUUUUAGGUAAUUUAUACCUAUUAUGCCUGUUUGGUAACUAUAACUUUCAGUAAAUAAUAAUGAGUUUUAUUUCUUGUUA
Nilaparvata lugens (brown planthopper) is the source of this 1511-nucleotide messenger RNA. Its product is annotated as RNA-binding protein 34. Gene Ontology annotation, molecular function: RNA binding. The transcript has 5 exons. Lineage: Eukaryota; Metazoa; Arthropoda; Insecta; Hemiptera; Delphacidae. The record is from RefSeq and is a predicted model, not a curated record. Gene Ontology annotation, cellular component: nucleoplasm. Gene Ontology annotation, biological process: regulation of gene expression. Bases 293 to 1408 code for a protein of 371 amino acids.